Messenger RNA from Gongylonema pulchrum, 1356 nucleotides. NCBI's taxonomy places the organism in Eukaryota, Metazoa, Nematoda, Chromadorea, Rhabditida, Gongylonematidae. The record is from the annotation of a GenBank genome assembly.
AUGAUUCCUCGUUAUACACUUAGUGACGGCGUGCGCGCUACGUUUUCUGUUCGCGAUCUUCACGAAACUUCCGUGCACCAUGAUUGGAAGGUUGAUGAUUUGCAGGAUUCAGAUGAAAGUAUUUCGAUGCAGCACUCUGCAAACGGCACCGCUUCUGUAGUGAUUGGCGCAGAAAGCGUUGAGAGGCGCAAAAAGCGUCCGUCACGCUGGGGAACGCCGACUACUUCAUAUGGCAAAGAAACUGAUUCUGUUACUGCAUCAAUACCUCUUCCAGUGGGGCCACCGCUGACACAGCCAGAAGUCAUUUGUUUGGAAAAUAUCCCAAUACCAUCGAGCAACAAGCGAUUGUCGCCGUCACAACAGAGUGUUAUUGCACAGCCAUCUGUGCUGAACACGACUCCUUCGACGUCCUUCGCGUUCAGUGCAUCGGCAUCAUCAGUACCAACAUUCAGGUUGGCUAGCGGGCAGCCCCAGCUCAGUUUGGCUCCAUUUGCUGGUCCCACUCUGGGUCAACAGCAAAUUGGCCUGAGCCAGCAAUCUCUGGCCACUUUAAGCCAGCAGCAACUGGCAAGUCUGGGGCAGCAGACGCUAGCUAGCCUGGGUCAGCAGCCGUUGCCCGGUUUGAGCCAGCCUCAGUUGACGCCUCUUGGACAAGCAUCGUUGGUUCAAAUGCAGCCGCCUCUAUUACCGAAUUUGCUUCUACCGCCACUUAAUUUAGGCGCAAUGAAUAAUUUAUUGGCGGCAGGUUUGCUUGCAAAUAGCAAUCCUCUGGCGGCUCAGUCAAUUGCGCAGCCGUUAACACAACCGUCGCCGGCCCCAACGGCUCCAUUCGUAUUGAAUCCAACUCCUAAACCGCCGGAGGGUGUGCCUCCUCCACCACCUUUUGAAAAACCGUCCAUCCCUCCCAACAAUCUUUCUGUUUGUGAGCCCCUGGCCGAGAAAAUAAGAAAACUUAUUGAAGCCAGCAGCGUGAGGCCGUUAUGCAACUCGCCUGGACCCCCACUUCAGACAGCAGAAAGCGAUGAAGCGGAAGAGCCCAGUGGUGAUUAUUUGAAGGCGGAAGCUGGACGGAAGAGUGCAAGUGCAGACGACGAAGAAACCGGUGAAGCAACUGUUCGAGUGAAGAAAGGAGCCCACAGGAACGGUACAAUGUUUGAAGAGGCACGACGAAUGCUUUCCUCUUCUCUGAAGAAAGUUUACAGGAUGAGGCAAAUCAGCAAGCAGGAAUAUAAAGAAAUUAUGAAGAAGGGCGUAAUGGCUUUGUCACAGCGGACGAAACUGGACCAACGAAGGGUGGAUGAUUAUGCGGCCAAGUACGUUGAAUGUGUCAUUCAUCGACGUAAGAAGCGACACUGA